AUGACAAAGGAAUCCGCCGCGGAUCUGGAACGCUUGUAUACUAGCGUUAUGCAAAUAUAUAGAUCUCUGGAAACCUUGCGACGAUCUAUUGAAACAUGGGACGAUUUUCUUGUGUUCAUAAUAGUACAACGUCUCGAUUCGGAGUCCGUAAAGGGGUGGGAGCAAUUUCUCGGCUCAGAUACCGAACUACCUACUUUGCUCAAGCUCACCCAAUUUUUGGUAUCCCGUCUUCGUUCUCUUCAAGCAUUUGUGAAAUCACGUGCUAGUAAAUCGUCAAUUCAACCACAACUAACCACCAUCAAGGUUCAUUAUCAAGGAAAGUCUAAGGAAAAGGAUGUCAGCCAAGGCCUCGGUUGCUCCCUUUGUUCGGACAAGCAUCAUCCUUCUAAUUGCCCUCAGUACCGAUCUAAAUUGUUAAAGCAGAAACUGGAGCUUGUUGCAAAGCACAAAUUGUGCUACAAUUGCCUCGGGAUUCAUCGAGUCGUUGCUUGCCGAACAGUUAAACGUUGUUUGAAAUGCGGCAGAAAACACCAUACCUCCAUCCACUCUGGAUCUUCACAAUCUACCAAGGUCAAGUCAGAUAGCAACGAGCCAGCAAAAGCCGGCAAACAGAGCACCUGCUACUGUUACCUCCACCUCGGAAGCAGCUCAGGUUAUGCACUCGAUCCCAACCGUAACCGCUCUUACUCCUCAGGUAUUAUUGGCCACGGCUCAAGUCGAAUCCUUUCUCCAAAUGGCAAUGUCAUCACCGUGCGAGCUUUGAUUGAUCAAGGUUCGGAGGUCUCCUUAAUAACUGAAAGAAUAGUACAACGCUUGCGAAUGACCCGAACACAUUCGACUGUCCCAUUAACUGGCAUCGAUGGGAAAGCUUCUAGUAGAACAAGAAGGAUUGUUAGUUUUCAUCUUCGUCCGAAUUUCCAAGCCAACUUUGAAUGUACUGUUACAGCGCACAUAUUAACGAACCUUACGUCCGAUUCCAUUAGCCCCAAUAAAUCAGACUUAUGGCCGCAUCUGGAUGGCUUGCAAUUUGCCGAUCCUCAGUUUUCACGCCCUGGUGCUAUUGAUCUCAUUCUAGGAGCAGACCUCUAUGGAUCCAUCAUCGCUGAAGAUUUAGUUAGAGGAUCACCAGAUUCUCUGAUCGCUCAACUUACCCAUCUCGGAUGGAUUAUUUCUGGCCCCACGAGCCACCCGGAACCUCCUACUGGAAGACGAAUUGUACCCGCUACUACAUAG
Messenger RNA from Trachymyrmex cornetzi, 1233 nucleotides. RefSeq lists its product as uncharacterized. Bases 1 to 1233 code for a protein of 410 amino acids. The transcript has a single exon. The record is from RefSeq and is a predicted model, not a curated record. Lineage: Eukaryota; Metazoa; Arthropoda; Insecta; Hymenoptera; Formicidae.